Molecule: messenger RNA, 1417 nt
Organism: Vollenhovia emeryi
Lineage: Eukaryota; Metazoa; Arthropoda; Insecta; Hymenoptera; Formicidae
Gene: Phb2
Product: prohibitin-2
Exons: 6
Coding region: 113-1189 (358 amino acids)
Biological process (GO): mitochondrion organization
Cellular component (GO): membrane; mitochondrion
Source: RefSeq, a predicted model, not a curated record
CUUUCUUUCCCCGUCUCUCUUCCUCUCUCUCCAUCGCUCGUCCUCCGGUCCUCCCUGGAUUUCGUCGCCGGUCUACUGCGUGUCAAUUGAUUUUGCAGCGUGAUUUCUCGAAAUGGCGCAAAAUAAAUUCACUGAGAUGGCUUCGCAAUUCGGCAAGGGCGCGAAUGGAGUGCCGAUGGGUGUCAAGUUUCUCGCCGCUGCGGGCGUUGCGGCCUACGGCGUUUCUAAAGCCAUGUACACAGUGGAUGCCGGCCACAGAGCGAUCAUAUUCUCUCGUCUAGGAGGUAUCCAGAAGGAUAUCAUGACCGAGGGUUUGCACUUUCGCGUUCCGUGGUUUCAAUACCCGAUAAUUUACGACAUUAGGAGCAGACCCAGGAAGCUGUCCUCGCCCACGGGAUCCAAGGACUUGCAAAUGGUCAAUAUCUCGAUACGUGUUCUCUCGCGCCCCGAAGCCAGCAUGCUGCCUUCCAUGUAUCGGCAACUGGGCCUCGAUUAUGACGAGAAGGUGCUGCCAAGCAUUUGCAAUGAAGUGCUGAAGUCCGUUGUCGCUAAAUUCAACGCCUCGCAAUUGAUUACUCAAAGACAACAGGUGUCUAACAUGGUGCGUAAGGAAUUGACCGAACGUGCUCGGGACUUCAACAUUAUUCUGGAUGACGUCUCGAUAACGGAGCUUAGCUUCGGCAAGGAAUACACCGCCGCGGUCGAGGCAAAACAAGUGGCGCAGCAGGAGGCUCAACGUGCCGCAUUUGUUGUGGAAAGGGCCAAGCAGGAGCGACAACAGAAGAUCGUGCAAGCCGAAGGAGAGGCGGAGGCAGCCAAAAUGCUUGGCAUGGCUGUCGGCCAGAAUCCUGGAUAUCUGAAGCUGCGUAAAAUACGAGCCGCACAGAAUAUCUCGCGUACGAUCGCUACUUCCCAGAACAGAGUAUUCCUCAGUGGCAAUAGUCUGAUGCUAAAUAUUCAAGAUCCUUUGUUUGACGAGGGUUCGGAUAAGCUGAAAAAUCACUUGGGAGUGAGCUGGAAGAGCUGGGAUGAGGCGGCCGACCGCGCCGUCCGGAACUGGGGUGCCAGUUCCCAUCAGGCACUGCCGUAUGCCGAAAGGUCCGGCAUCAAGACACCAGAACCCUCCGUCGUCCCUUCCCUCCUGGAAUCGGCUGACGAUAGCGCUAAACUGAUAGUACCGUUACGAUAAAGAGAGAUUUUGCGACGCAACUUUGUCCCCCACCAAACGCGAAUCCCCUUUAUCCGUUGGUCUGUCAAAGGACAAUUGCGAUAUCUUGUUAGAGUUGUUUGUCCCGAUUAUAUUUUUCUGCAUUUUUCUACGUUGAAAAUAAAAUGUACAAAGGAGAGGAUAGACAAAACGCAUAUAAAUAGAUACACUAAGAUAAAUAUGUAUAAAAAAAACAAUUUUAAUUGUGAA